AUGGCGGACGGACAAGUCAGCCAGUCUUCUCUCCGGCUGCUGGUGCUGGCACCGGCGUUAGAUGCGAAAUCGAAACCUCCCUUUCCGAGCCUGUUGCACGCUCUCACGGGCGUGAGGCCCUCGGACGAGGUGGCGUCUUUUUCCGGCUACACCAGUCACCCGCCGCUAAGCUUGAGAACGAAAUAUUACAGCACGGACAUCAGCAUAUGGUGCGACGAGCUACCGCGAGAAGAUGUCUCUGAACCCAAGUCAUCGUCAACGUCAAAUUCAGAUUCCAUUGAUCCUCCUCAGCCCCCGACUUCAAAUGGGGCGAGUGACUCGGGACAAGGACCGUCCGGCGCCGGCAAGGAACCCGCUGACGACGGUGACGGUGACGGUGACGGUGAUGCUGAUACCGUAACGACACCGACACUCGAAGACUGGACGAAGCAGAUGCUCUCCCCAGCCGCAUCUGAAGUGCGCGCCGUGAUCGGCGGCAUCAUUCUCAUUCUCCCCGUAUCUGCUUCUUCUUCUUUGCGGCAGCAGCAGGUAGUCGUCCCGCAGUCCCACGUCCGCCUUGUCGAAGCUAUCCAUUCGGUCCGCGAGGCGAUCGAAGACGAGAGCUACCACGGCGAACUCGCGUCUAUAGUCGUCGUGCAACCCUCGAGUCCGAACGUGAUGACGCCCGCGAAACUCGCCGAGAUAUCCGACCACCUCGAGGAGGUGUGCUUGUCCGAAAAGGGCAUUCUGGGGUGGGACUUCGUCUCGUGGAGCGGCGAAGUGCCUUCUUCUUCUUCUUCCUCCCCCGCCGGGUCUUCCGAGCGGAACGAGUACGGCGAAAAGACGGGCAUCGAUCGGGCAAUCGAGGUCCUAGAGGGCGUCGACUGGUCUGCGUCGCCGUUUUUCAGCCACGACGACGACGACGACGACGACGACGACGACGAAGGAUUCGACAUCGACGACGACCUUGACGGCGAAACAGCAGGCGGCGUUUCCAUGGCAAGCGUCCUGCGAAACGCGCGGAGAUCUGGCCUUGACUACGAGUUACAGCGGGAGAUGAUGGAGCUCAAGAUUUCUCUGGAUGAUGUUGAUGGUGAUGAUGAUGAUGACGACGAUGACGAUGCCGAAGACGCUUCUAAAGGAAAUAGUGGUCAGAGAAACGCAAACGGCACAGGAGAUGACGUCGACGACGCCGAUGAAAACAUUCAAGUCGAGCAACUUCAAGGCUUGAUGGAGCGUGUCGUUGCCAUCCGUGAUGCUGGCUCCGAGCUGUCACCCGCGGAGAGGGGACGGUUUGCAAGACGAGAAAUCAACAGGAUCAUGCGCGAAAUGGGCUAA
Exophiala spinifera is the source of this 1317-nucleotide messenger RNA. RefSeq lists its product as uncharacterized. Gene Ontology annotation, biological process: vesicle-mediated transport. The transcript has a single exon. NCBI's taxonomy places the organism in Eukaryota, Fungi, Ascomycota, Eurotiomycetes, Chaetothyriales, Herpotrichiellaceae. Gene Ontology annotation, molecular function: protein-macromolecule adaptor activity. The coding region runs from base 1 to 1317 and encodes 438 amino acids. The record is from RefSeq and is a predicted model, not a curated record.